Messenger RNA from Melopsittacus undulatus (budgerigar), 2066 nucleotides. RefSeq names its product poly(A)-specific ribonuclease (gene PARN). Gene Ontology annotation, molecular function: poly(A)-specific ribonuclease activity; RNA binding; metal ion binding. The transcript is spliced from 24 exons. Lineage: Eukaryota; Metazoa; Chordata; Aves; Psittaciformes; Psittaculidae. Gene Ontology annotation, cellular component: cytoplasm; nucleus. The record is from RefSeq and is a predicted model, not a curated record. The coding region runs from base 51 to 1967 and encodes 638 amino acids. Gene Ontology annotation, biological process: nuclear-transcribed mRNA poly(A) tail shortening.
GGCAGCGCUCGGUGGAGGCUGAGGGCGUCGCCGGGUCGGGCCGGUGCGGGAUGGAGGUGACCAGAAGCAAUUUUAAGGAUAACCUAAACAAAGUAUAUGAAGCCAUUGAGGAGUCGGACUUCCUGGCCAUUGAUGGGGAGUUUUCAGGCAUCAGUGAUGGGCCUUCUGUUAGUGCAUUAACCAAUGGCUUUGACACUCCAGAAGAAAGAUAUCAGAAACUUAAAAAGCAUUCCAUGGAUUUUUUGCUCUUUCAGUUUGGCCUUUGCACUUUUAAAUAUGAUCAUACAGAAGAAAAGUAUAUAAUGAAGUCAUUUAAUUUCUAUAUUUUUCCAAAACCCUUUAACAGAAGUUCACCAGAUGUCAAGUUUGUCUGUCAGAGUUCAAGUAUAGAUUUUUUAGCAAAUCAAGGAUUUGAUUUUAAUAAAGUGUUUCGCAAUGGAAUUCCAUAUUUAAAUCAGGAAGAAGAAAGACAACUAAGGGAACAGUAUGAUGAAAAACGUUCUCAGGCCAAUGGUGCAGGCUCUCUGUCAUACAUUUCUCCUAAUGCCACAAAGUGUCCUGUAACAAUCCCUGAAGACCAGAAAAAUUUCAUUGAAAAAGUAGUGGAACAGAUAGAAGACUUGCUAAAGAAUGAAGAAAAUGAAAGUUUGGAACUGGAGCCAUGUACAGGAUUUCAGAGGAAAUUAAUUUAUCAGACUUUGAGCUGGAAAUAUCCAAAAGGUAUCCAUGUGGAAACUGUGGAGUCAGAUAAGAAGGAGAGAUAUAUUGUUAUUAGCAAGGUAAAUGAAGAAGAGCGAAAAAGAAGAGAACAGCAGAAACAAGCAAAAGAACAGGAGGAGUUGAAUGAUGCAGUAGGAUUUUCCAGAGUCAUUCAUGCCAUUGCUAAUUCUGGGAAGCUUGUUAUUGGGCACAACAUGCUGCUGGAUGUUAUGCAUACCAUACACCAGUUCUAUUGUCCCCUACCUGAUGACCUAAAUGAGUUCAAGGAAGUAACAUCAUGUGUCUUUCCCAGGCUAUUGGAUACUAAACUGAUGGCAAGUACACAACCUUUUAAGGAGAUCAUUAAUAAUACAUCCCUUGCAGAACUGGAAAAGCGUUUAAAAGAGGUUCCAUUUAGCUCUCCUAAAGUUGAAAGUGCUGAUGGGUUUCCAAGUUAUGAUACAGCUUCUGAACAACUUCAUGAAGCAGGAUAUGAUGCUUACAUUACUGGGCUGUGCUUCAUCUCCAUGGCUAAUUUCCUAGGUUCAUUUCUCAGUCCUCCGAAAAACCAUGUGUCUGCUAGAUCAAAACUCAUUGAACCCUUUUUUAACAAGCUAUUUCUUAUGAGAGUAAUGGACAUACCAUAUCUCAAUUUGGAAGGACCAGACUUGCAGCCAAAACGAGAUCAUGUUCUUCAUGUUACUUUUCCCAAAGAGUGGAAGACUAGUGACCUGUACCAGCUUUUCAGUGCCUUUGGUAACAUUCAGGUUUCAUGGAUUGACGAUACAUCAGCAUUUGUAUCUCUGAGCAAGCCAGAACAAGUACAAAUAGCUGUAAACACCAGCAGGUAUGCCGAAAGUUAUAGGAUCCAGACAUAUGCAGAAUAUGUUGAGAAAAAACAUGAAGAUAAACGGGCAAAACGAAAAUGUACAGAAGAUAGUUGGAAGGAGAUGGAGAGAAAGCGGUUAAAAACUCAGUGUGCAUCUUACAUUUCCCAGAGUCGAUACUACUGUGUUAACAGUUUUACAGGUACAAGUACAGUGGGAAAAAGAAGCAUGAGUCCUAUUCAGGAAGAAACUAGUUCUGAUGAUAUGGAAGAGGGAGAAGGCCAAGAUAAAGAAUAUGAUCAGACAGAGUCCUGUGCAGAGUGCCUCCCAGAUGGUAAGAAGAGAGCCAAAAAAUUCAAAAAGAUCAAGACAGGACAAGUUCCAGCAGGAAGCCUCACAACUAGUUCCACUGGAAUUUUUGAAGUCCCUGAAACAUGGUAGGAAACAACUGCCUUAACAAGUGGAAAUGAUUGAAAGCAGUUGCAGGAAUAACACCUCUUGGAAGCCAUACUUUAUUUAAAUAAAGUGGUGUUAACAAAG